Alternaria atra is the source of this 504-nucleotide messenger RNA. RefSeq lists its product as uncharacterized. Gene Ontology annotation, biological process: DNA-templated transcription; maintenance of transcriptional fidelity during transcription elongation by RNA polymerase II; transcription initiation at RNA polymerase II promoter. Gene Ontology annotation, cellular component: RNA polymerase II, core complex. The transcript is spliced from 2 exons. The record is from RefSeq and is a predicted model, not a curated record. The coding region runs from base 1 to 504 and encodes 167 amino acids. NCBI's taxonomy places the organism in Eukaryota, Fungi, Ascomycota, Dothideomycetes, Pleosporales, Pleosporaceae. Gene Ontology annotation, molecular function: DNA-directed RNA polymerase activity.
AUGGCAUCCCCAGCAGCACAAAUGGGAGGCUCCAAGGGCGGCAAGGAGCCCAUUCUCUUCCGCUUCUGCUCAGAAUGCUCGAACCUGCUGUUCCCCCGCGAAGACAAGUCUGAGAACAAGCUGCUUUUCGCCUGCCGCACAUGCAACUUCACCGAAGAAGCGCCCUCAUCCUGCGUUAUGCGCCACGAAAUCGCGUCCACAGUCGGAGCCACAGCCGGUGUCACAGCCGAGGUUGCUCAGGAUCCUACGGUUGGUUACUCCCUGUCCGAUGCCCAAGCUGCCCAGGCCGCUCUUUCUGAGGAGAUGCCCUGCUGCACCAUGUGUGGCAUGCCCAUCAUGUGCCAGGAGUGCGGCGAGGAAUCGGCUCCUGGCUUUGCCCUGGAGGCCGAGGACGAGGACCCGCAAGCAGAGCGUCCCCAGCAACAGAUGCGCGAGGAGGAUGACAUGUUUGAAGAUUACGACGACGACUUCGAUGAGGACAUGUGGGACGAACCUCAGUCCUGA